AUGUCUAAUUUUCGGGCCCUUCAACCAGCACCACUGGAUCAAGAGCCAACACCACAACCACAGACCCGACCCAUACUGACGUCGAAGCCAAAGCGCACGGUAACACUUGGUGCUUGUGUUGCAUGCCGGAAACGGAAAUCGAAAUGUGACGGCAACCGUCCAAUAUGCACAUGCUGCUCUCAAAAAGACACAGAGUGCGUCUACGAACUUGGCCCCAAUGAGAAGCCAUCGCAGGCGAUGAAACGCAAAAAUGAGGAGAUGCAGGGCGAAUUGUCCAAUCUCCGUCAGCUCUAUGACUUUCUCCGGUUACGGCCAGAGCACGAGGCUAUGGAAAUCCUCAAGCGCAUCAGAUCCAACUCUCCAGACGUCCCACCGUGCCAACGCAUCCAGGAGCUUGCAGACUACGUACGACAUGGAGAUUUAUUCAACCAGCAGCCGCUACAAACAUUACCUGGGAGAGACGCCGAGCGCGACCCAUUGGGUUCCAUAACGCUUCCUCCGCUGCGUCACGCUCUGGAUUCUACUGGAGAUCUGGAGUCCUACAGUCUACCCUGCCUAGGCAUGCACCCCAUGGGAUUCGAUGGCCCAGCUACCCAACGACGCAGACACACCCAAGAUCUGUCAGCUCGCACAGAUAGUCAAAGCUCUCUGCCACGGCUCACUUCCAUCGAGGCCAUCCUGCACACACCUUCUACUGCAGCUGCAGAUGACCUGGCUGCAGACCCUCGGCUGGGCUUUAUUGGCGACUGGACACGGGUCACAGAUGACACUGGCUUUCUAGCUCACCUUUUCACCACCUGGACGGAAAGAGAAUAUGUCUAUUACCAUUUUCUGGACCGAGAUGCGUUUCUUGCAGAUCUUUCAUCGCGCCGUAAUGACUUUUGUUCUGAACUUCUAGUCAACAUUAUGCUUGCAUCGGCAUGUUUCCAUUCUUCUGCGGUCAAAGACCGCAACAAACCUCUCUCCGCGAACUCGAUCCAGACUUCCUUCUACUACGAGGCGCGGCGGUUGUGGGUUAUUGAGAGUGGUAGGGACAGCUUGACGAAGGUGCAAGCUGGCAUGAUCUUCUACCUGGUUCUUGCGAAAUACGGUCGAGAUAGAGACGGUCAGAGGUUUUUAGUGGAAGCAUGCAAAUCUGCUCAGAACCUAGGCUUGUUCGAUGAGGAAACGUCUCAAAACAGCGGAACACCUACACAUAUUUCCGUCGAUAGAUGGAGGAGAGCUCGAGCAGUGACUGCGUGGGCGAUACACAACUUUCAGCUCACCAUGGCAAUCACGUACUCAUCUCCCGUACUGAUCAAGAGCCUUCCUGCAGCGCAGAUUCCAUACCAGGACGCUGAACCCAUGUUCCGUUCUGAGUGCGUGCUGCACACCAUCCUCCAUGAUUGUGUCAGCAUCAUACAAGGUAAUGAAUGUACGAACCCACUCGAUGCGCGAAGUGCCGAUCGCAUCGAUGCCUGCUACUCCCGGUUGAGGUCUUGGUGGCGCUCGCGACCCUCCACCCUAGAUCCCGACAAGUAUCCAUCUCAGGUCCAUUUACUUUGCGCGGAGAUUCGGCGCCUAGUCUCGGUACACGAUACACAUCAUGGCUGGUCGAACGCCAUUACCUUUGUCAUACACGGCAUUACUGUUGCAAGUUUCGGCACCCUUGAUGAGAUGUCGCACAAUAAGCCUCUCCUUUCACAAUCCGCAACUGAUGAGCGGUACCAGGGUCUGGUUACCUGUCUACGCGCUCUCACGGUCCUGCUCAGCUACAGCUAUUAUGCACAACCGAUUUUUCGACUUUUGACGCAGAAGUGUGCAGCACUAGGCGUGCGAUUGCCAGCGGAGGUGCAAGGGGCACUUGACUACUGCACGAGCGAAGAGUGGAUAAAGAAGGCUGCCGAGCUGGUCAGUAGUCAGUACAUUGCCGACACGCGAUCAAUCGACAAGGACACAGAGACAAUGAGGAUGGAUGCUGUCAUAUCCAGGUGGGAGAACCUGAAUCUCGAGGACAAGCAGACAUAG
Messenger RNA from Didymella exigua CBS 183.55, 2007 nucleotides. RefSeq lists its product as uncharacterized. The transcript is spliced from 7 exons. Lineage: Eukaryota; Fungi; Ascomycota; Dothideomycetes; Pleosporales; Didymellaceae. Gene Ontology annotation, molecular function: zinc ion binding; DNA-binding transcription factor activity, RNA polymerase II-specific; DNA binding. The record is from RefSeq and is a predicted model, not a curated record. Gene Ontology annotation, biological process: regulation of DNA-templated transcription; DNA-templated transcription. Bases 1 to 2007 code for a protein of 668 amino acids.